GCUGACCAUCAUGUUAAUCAACUGCAGAACCCCCUGACCACGCCUCAAGCCGCCACAGACCGACAGCCCGUAGGCGGCGACGACAAGUCUCUGAGCGACAUCAGAAGAUCGAUGAAGAGGGAUCCAGACGGACAGGGCAUAAGUGGGUUGGGCUACGACGGCGUGCUCCGUACUUUUGACGCCGAACGCAAUGUUCUCGACGCGGUUGGCCUCAGCCCAGCCCAGAUUAGAGAAUACUACGAUGGUCUGCCGCUUCCCGAGAGACUGCGCACCGCCGACGGCCGCAACGUGUCCCGCUGGGACAUGUUUCACCCCGAUGCGGAGAAUGUUCCCAAGAAGUUUACGGAGGAGGAGAAAGCCAGAAUCCUGGCACGGAACGAGGAGAUGGCAAAGCGUGGAGUCGCAACCUGUGUUCCAGGCAAGUCGGCAGACGAGGGGGGAUCGAAAGCUUAGAUGGUGCCUUUUGCUUUUCGUCAUUAUGAAAUGUUCAUGCCAGUCACUUGCAAGCCUUGCAGACAGGCCAUAGUCGUGCGAUGCUAAUCCAGUGACCCAGCUCGUACUGCCGGAACAUACCCC
Molecule: messenger RNA, 576 nt
Organism: Thermothielavioides terrestris NRRL 8126
Lineage: Eukaryota; Fungi; Ascomycota; Sordariomycetes; Sordariales; Chaetomiaceae
Exons: 1
Coding region: 112-453 (113 amino acids)
Source: RefSeq, a predicted model, not a curated record